GUCUUUCCUUGAUCUUGAAGGCAACCAGCUACAGAGUGUAAACCUUACUAUUUUUGAAUCACUGGGAUUGAUGUUGAUUAAUGGAAACCCGUUACUUAAGGUACUUGGAGGUGGCCCUCUAAAUGUUCAAGACCAAUGGGAAUCAAAAUGGUCUGUUUUGCUGUCUAAUAACCCAUGGGACUGCUGUAGGGCUUUACCAUUAAAGAGAUGGUUAAACUCUCACCAAGCAAUCAUACCCAAUUUGGUAGACAUUCACUGCAUGCGAGGCAAUUUGACCGAGCUGGUUCCUUUAUUUGAAAUCAGUGAUUCGAACCUUACAUGCAUUCCAGAGCCGCCAAUACCAUUCCAGCAGAGUUCGUACUUCCAUGCAAUUAUAGGAGUACUUGUUGUUGUAUCUCUCAUCCUUACAACUGUAUUACUUUUUUAAACGAUUUGAAUCACAUAUAAAACUUAAGUUCUUUAUCUGGUUUGGUUGGCGAUUCGACAGGAUAGACAACAGUAAUAAACAAUAUGACGCAUUAUUGUCAUACAGUGGGCUCAAUGGUGAUUGGGUGCGUGAUGAAUUGCUGAUAAAACUUGAGGAAGCUGGGUAUAAGCUCUGUUUACACGAACGUGAUUUCAGAGGAGGAGAACCUAUCAUAGACAACAUAAAUAAUGCCAUAGACAACAGCAAGAGGACAAUUAUUGUUCUUUCGAAUGAGUUUUUACAUAGUGGAUACACUAUAUAUGAAUUUGUAAGGUCAUAUGAUGAUUGGGUUAUGGGUGAACGAGAUCCUGUCAUCUUGGUGCUCUAUGAUCCGAUAGAUAUUUUGGACAAAGAUGAGUUAGCAAAACAUCCAACCAUGAAUACGUAUAUAUCUACAAGAACCUAUCUUGAGAGAAAUAAUAAAUUCUUCUGGGAAAGUAUUAUUCUUGCAAUGCCCCGACAACGAAGGAAAAACACAGAUGUCAGUGAUUUUAUGCUACAGUGAAUAUGCACGUGGGUUUUGAUUGAAUUAUAUACAUGUAAGACAGUAGUCUCCACAUUUAGAUGAUCCUGCACUCAUCAUGGUCUA
Owenia fusiformis is the source of this 1055-nucleotide messenger RNA. The record is from the annotation of a GenBank genome assembly. Lineage: Eukaryota; Metazoa; Annelida; Polychaeta; Sabellida; Oweniidae.